CACACAUCGAUGGCUAUCACAGAAUUCCAGCCGGCUGACCACGAGGAAGAAAACCUCAGUGAUGAGUGCAAGGCACUCCUUCUUUCUUUCCCAAAAGAGAAAGGCUGGCGAACACUCCACCAAUACAAGUUCCAGGGCUUCUGGUGUCAAGCAGCUGAAAUCCAAUCAAUUAUGGCUUUCCAGAACCACUUCCAAUCUAGAGACUCCGACGUAGUCCUGGCUAGUAUCCCCAAAUCCGGCACAACAUGGUUGAAAGCCUUGGCUUUUGCGGUCGUGAACCGACACCGUUUCUCAAUCAAGAGCCAUCCUUUGCUCACUUCCAACCCUCAUAAUCUUGUGCCUUUCCUUGAGUACAAGCUCUAUGCAAACAACCAACUUCCUGAUCUCUCCACAUUUGCUGAGCCACGACUGUUUGGGACACACAUCCCAUAUCCUUCUUUGGGUACCAUCAAAAAGUCCAACUGUAAGAUAGUUUAUAUCUGCAGAAACCCAUUCGACACAUUUGUUUCUACUUGGCAUUUCCUCAACAAAGGGAAGCCACAGUCUCCAAUGUCCAUUGAGGAGGGCUUUGAUAUGUACUGCAAGGGCAUCAUUGGGUUCGGUCCAUUUUGGGAGCACAUGUUAGGGUACUGGAAAGAAAGCUUGAGUAGACCCGACAAGGUCUUGUUCUUGAAGUACGAGGACAUGAAGGAAGAUGGUGACCACUUGAGAAGGAUGGCAAAGUUUCUGGAGCACCCUUUUACCUUGGAAGAGAAGAGAAAUGGUGUGAUUGAAGAGAUAGAAAAGCUAUGUUCUUUUGAUACCAUGAAGAAACUGGAUGUGAAUAAAACUGGCAUAUUUCUCAAGAGCUUUGAGAGCAAGAGCCUGUUUAGAAAAGCUGAGGUGGGAGACUGGGUUAACUAUUUGACCCCCAAGAUGGUAGAGAGGUUGUCCAAAGUCAUCGAAGAGAGGUUGGGUGGAUCUGGUCUGAGAUUCAAAGUGUUCUCGUAGCUUAGCAGAUUUACUUAAUUAAUUUACUGUUUAUGUUCUGUAAAAUGUAAGUGAGCAUUUCAAUAAAAUAAAUGUAAGGCGUCGAGUACUAAGAUUUCCUUGGUUCUCAUCGUCACCGUUUGUAAAAUUUAAUAAUUAAAAGUGACAGAAAAUAAGGUGCAUGGACACAAUCAUGCUCAACUUUUUUUCAUUUUAUAAA
Molecule: messenger RNA, 1189 nt
Organism: Argentina anserina (silverweed cinquefoil)
Lineage: Eukaryota; Viridiplantae; Streptophyta; Magnoliopsida; Rosales; Rosaceae
Product: cytosolic sulfotransferase 15-like
Exons: 1
Coding region: 10-990 (326 amino acids)
Biological process (GO): sulfation
Cellular component (GO): cytoplasm
Molecular function (GO): sulfotransferase activity
Source: RefSeq, a predicted model, not a curated record